AAGAAAAGGAUCCCAAAACAACUAUCAGUGAUAGAAAUCAAUAUCAGUAUAGGGUUUUCGCAUUUCACCGUAUCUUCAGUUCUAGCUGGUUAGGUUAAACAGGUAUUAUUGUUAUUUUAUACAGAUGAGGAAGUUGAGGUUUAGCCAGAAAGCUGCAGAGGCAGAGUUUGUAGCAUUUUCAAUGGAGAAACUCUGGAAUGAACGGGCGAAGUAGAGAGGAGGGAGGAGAAGAAACUUAAGACUGUGAGGUAGGGUAUUAAUUGCGGGCUGAAGGUGAAAUCUUGUAGACUUGAGAAGUUGACAAGAAUUGAAAAUAUUAGCACUUCGUAACUAACGGUGUUAUAAUACCACAAGCUGAAGCAAAAUUUGUUGUUUAUUUUUUCAGCCUUCCCAGUUAUUUUAAGCCGAUAAACUUAUUUUUAUGGGCAUGGAGGAACCGGAUGCUCGCGCCGCCAACCACUGGGGUUUUUUGGAGAGGCAGUAUCAAGAAAUAGUUAAAAGCAGGAACUCCACACUAUCCGGGUUCUAAUUCUGACUCUGCCCUUGACUAGUUCUGUGACCCUGGCCAAGUUAGCUUAUGUGUUUCACUUUACUCAUCUGCAAAGUAGGAGUGAUAAACCUAUUUAUCAUGAGGGAUGAAAACGAGUUAAUACAUGUGAAAUGCUUAAAACAGUGUCUGGAAUCAGUAAACACUCACUCAUUUGAAGCUUUGGCCUUGAAGAUUUCAAAGGAAGGAGCUGAGAUAUGCUUUUUCCUCGAUUUAUGUCGUCUGGAGUUCUGGAGUGGAGCUGUUGCCCUGGGUUGGUGCGCUGAAGACCACCAUUGCAAUCACAGCUGGUGCCCUGCACAGAGAGGACCGGAACAACCCCAGUCGGACCUUUCCUGCAAAUGCAGUGCCACUGGUAUCCAGAGGUUUAAACCUGACUCUUCUAGAGAGGAGGCUAGAGAACUCAGGGGCACAGCUGUAGAUGCAGGACUGAUGCCAUCUGGUGCAGUUCCACAGAAAAAGAGAUAAAAUUUACCCAGAGUGUGCCAUGCACUGGCUUUUCUGGGAAUGACAAGGUGCCAGGAUUUGUUUUUGGUUCAUUUGCAGGGGUGGAAACUUGGAACGAGGUUCCAAGAUGGUUGCUGCAGCUCCCCCAGGAAGAUGAAGGAAGCUGAAAGGGAAAACAGGGCACGCCAUUUUGAUUCUGCUUCCUUUUAAAGAGCUUUCUCAGAAGCCUGCAACUUUUACUUACAUCUCAUUGUCCAGACUGUGUCAUAUCUACGAGGCUGCGUGAGAAAUGUAGUUUUUGUAGCUGGACAUAUGACUGCCUUCAACAAAAAAGUCUAAGGAAAUCUAAGGAAAAAAGACGAUGGUGAAUCUUUGGGAAACAAACCAGCAGUCUGUGCCCUGGCUACAAAAUACAAUUGUAAAGGAGCAUAAUGAUUGAAACAGAUCAAAUCUGUAAUUCCUUCACAACUGACAGUACUCCAGGCAACACUGCUCUGCCCAGAGAGUGAGCAGAGUGAAGACAUCCUAGGUUUUUUCUUGAAACACCUGCCAAAACAGGCUUUCGCAGGCAGCUGAUAUGCUUGCCCCACAUCAGGAUUUUCUAGAGGAGGACCCUGGGAACCUGUAUACUUCCUUGGAGGACAUAAUCUAUGGAAGUUUGGAAUGGGAUAAAGAAGGCUCUACCUUGCUGCUUUCCCAUCUGCUUUAUGUAUCUCUAAUUUUCCUUACAGAUUUUUGGUGGAGUCUAGUUUGUGUUUGAUCCCUAGAAAAGGAUCAUCCCUUUCAUACAUAGGAAAAGGUAAUCUAUGUAAAGAAAGGCUACUUACUGCCUUCUCUGACUCCACCACCAAUCUAGGAAUAUCCUGAGAGAAGACUUGCUUCUCAAAGCUGCUUCCAUAAUCAGCCUACAUCCUGCCUAAGCAAAGGAAGAAGAAACACUUCCCACUCCAGGGCUGUCCAAAAGAACUUUCUGUGAUGACAGAAAUGUUCUAUAUUUGCACUGUCCAAUAUGGUAGCCACU
Molecule: messenger RNA, 2015 nt
Organism: Ailuropoda melanoleuca (giant panda)
Lineage: Eukaryota; Metazoa; Chordata; Mammalia; Carnivora; Ursidae
Exons: 6
Coding region: 578-1015 (145 amino acids)
Source: RefSeq, a predicted model, not a curated record